CGGCCGCUGUUUCUGUGAAAAAAGAGUAAACCCUCCCCUCCUGAAAACCCAUAGAAAUGCCUAGGAAAUCCCUCCGAAAAUACCUCUCCAAGAUCAAAAGAUCCUCUCCAAAUUUGCCUCUUCCCUCCUCUAAAAGAUGGGUCCUCUCCGGAUGCAAGCACCCCAGAACGCCGUCAUUUGCAGUCGACAAUACCCGAAAUGAGCAUGGUGGCGGCAGCGGUAGUGAGGAGGCAGCGGCGGCCACUCUCGCCGACAUUGACCGCUUCCUCUUAGAGAAUUUUAAGUCACUUUAUAUUAAAGACGAGGAGCAGAAUGAAAAGGGUAAGGGCCGAGGGACUGGUAUUGGGCCGGAUCAAACGAAAAGCCCACGAGAGAUUUGGUUCGACUCGCCUAGGUUGGUCGACCCACCGCCAUGCCUCCGAGGGUCCAACCGGUUUUUCGCGGCUCCAGGCGUGACUGCCUCUCUCAUAGAGGAGGCAGGGACCAGCCUGCCGUGCACCAGCACCAGCGAGGAUCACGUUGGCUCAAGCUCCACCUCCGCUGAUGUUACCCUUUAUAAAAACUACUCUUGUACCUCUCCUAGCACAAAUGAUGAGCCGGCCGCACUCCCUAAGGAGUGCAUCGCCGUGUUGACGAACUCUCCGGAUCCAUACGUCGACUUCAGCCGAUCAAUGCAGGAAAUGGUAGAGACGCGGCUGCAGCAUCACGGGAGGCUUGAUUGGGACUACAUGGAAGAGCUCCUGUUUUGUUACUUGAACUUGAAUGAUAAGAAGGCUUACAGGUACAUUCUGAGUGCUUACACAGAUCUGGUGGCGGCUCUCCGUCAAAGGGAACGGAGAGCUCCGGUGAGAUCACGAAGAACUCGAAAAUCGAAGGAGGGAAGAAGGAAAAUUACGAGGCGUGAAGAUUUGACCCCACCAAGGGCGGACUAAGAUACCUUUUCCCCGACCGGAGUCUUAAUUUUUUUAUUUUGUGUUCAUUCACUUUUGCCCUCGAAUUGUAGUGUGCAUUUUGCUAUGUUUAAUAUAUAAAUAAGUGAAUGAUUUGCAAUAUUAUAAUUUUUUUUAUGAUUUGAAUUUUUAUAUUGUUGUGGUUGAAUUAACAAUAAAAUGUUUAGUGCAAU
Messenger RNA from Rubroshorea leprosula, 1123 nucleotides. NCBI's taxonomy places the organism in Eukaryota, Viridiplantae, Streptophyta, Magnoliopsida, Malvales, Dipterocarpaceae. The record is from the annotation of a GenBank genome assembly.